Molecule: messenger RNA, 2014 nt
Organism: Rhinolophus ferrumequinum (greater horseshoe bat)
Lineage: Eukaryota; Metazoa; Chordata; Mammalia; Chiroptera; Rhinolophidae
Gene: NCBP2
Product: nuclear cap binding protein subunit 2
Exons: 4
Coding region: 54-533 (159 amino acids)
Biological process (GO): mRNA cis splicing, via spliceosome
Cellular component (GO): nuclear cap binding complex
Molecular function (GO): RNA cap binding
Source: RefSeq, a predicted model, not a curated record
GCCACCGCUCGUUGUUACCGGAGUGGCGGUGUCCUCGUCCACUUCUCUGCAAGAUGUCGGGUGGCCUCCUGAAGGCGCUGCGCAGUGACUCCUAUGUGGAACUGAGCCAGUACCGGGACCAGCACUUCUGGGGUGACAUUGAAGAACAAGAAAAAUUACUGAAGAAAAGCUGUACGUUGUAUGUUGGAAAUCUUUCCUUUUACACAACUGAAGAACAAAUCUAUGAACUCUUCAGCAAAAGUGGUGACAUAAAGAAAAUCAUUAUGGGCCUGGAUAAAAUGAAGAAAACAGCAUGUGGUUUCUGCUUUGUGGAAUACUAUUCAAGAGCAGAUGCAGAAAAUGCCAUGCGGUACAUAAAUGGAACUCGCCUGGAUGACCGGAUCAUUCGCACAGACUGGGAUGCAGGCUUUAAAGAGGGCAGACAGUACGGCCGCGGACGGUCUGGGGGCCAGGUACGAGAUGAGUAUCGGCAGGACUACGAUGCUGGCAGGGGGGGCUAUGGAAAACUGGCCCAAAAAACCAAUGAGCGGUGAGAGCCCCAUCAUGAAAAACACACUCCUCUGGCCUGUUGAAUUUGACCUACGUUACCCAAGGUCUGCAAACCUGCCCAUUUUUACCAAGCUUUGAUCAAUGUCUCUACUGAACUGGAAACCUCUGAAAAUUAUUAAAGGACAGAAUCUAAAAUAAUGCCUUUAAUUCUAUAGUCUUAGCAAUGUGUCAAGUUACUAGAAUGAUUUUCUUACCAGGUCAAAAGCUGUGUUCCCUGGCAACAGAUUUAAUCUAUAAUAUUAACCUAUCAGCCAUCAACACUAUAUGUCUUUUAGGAAGACUGGGGAAAAAAUUUUGUUUACUAUGUUGGCAUCUAAGUAAGUUCAUGGUCUACACUGGAGCCUAGAAUUAUUUUAAAAAUUUAAGUUUUUGUGAGAUAAAGUUGAAUAAAUGAGUUUUGCUAUCUUGUAUAGCUAUGCUCUAAGUUAGAAACAGAUGUUUCACAACUGAAUUUGUUUCUGUGUUGAAUUCUAAGCUCUAAAGGCAAACUUAACCAAAAUAAUUGGUGCAAAAGCUGUAGACAGUCCCAGGGGACACCACCUGCUUACAUGCUAUAUAUAAUCAGGAAAUAGGUACACGGCUUGAAGGGUAUUUACUAAACACAUUUUUCAAAAGAUGUGUUUUUCCUAAAGCUAAAAAAACCCAAAUAUUAUGGAGAACCUCAGAUACUCUAUGGGAAGUGGGUGACACUAUCAGUAGGAAAUGGGAUGAAAUUACAAAGGACGUCGUCUUGACAUAAUGAAGGUUGCUGUGAGGGCCAGGAGAUUUAGUCUUUUCAUUUCCAGAAUGAUCUUGGGAAUGGAGUGGGUUUUAAAAAGCUUGACGAUCAAGAGAAUGCCUAACAAAAACGAUCAGAAAUGCUUCCCUCAGGAAAUGUGUUUUGGUCAAUUCUCAUGUUGGAAGUCUGUCUUCUUUUUUUCCCUAAUUGUGCUUACUGAGUUUCAGAGCCUUGAUAGUGAGCUAAUGGUCUCUAUAGAGAGGGCAGUCUAGAGUAUUUAUUUUGCAUUUGUAAGGAAAGGUGAUUUCUCCCUAAUACUGUGUGAACUAUUGCUCAUUUAAAACUGCUAAUCUAGUAUAAUUUUCCCUGACACAAGUGAAAUUUUUUCAUCUAGCAACAGAGUAUCUCUAAGCUUCCCAUAGUUUGUGAAACUUGGGGCUGAAGUAUCUCAAAUGUGACACCAGUUAAAUAUAGCUUUUCUCAUUAAAUUGAAACUGGUUAUUUGAUUUUUUUUAAAGAGCUACUAGUAUAAUUACUUUUAAGUGCUUAGGAAAAAAUACUUGCAAAUAUUUAAUUUCAUGAGGACAUACUAUUCAUUUUUUAAAUUUGUUUUUACACUAGUUUGAAUUAAUAUAUUUUAUAUUCUUUUUGUAGUAAAAUAUAACUCAGAUUUCUACAGGCCUUAAAACCACAGGUUGUCUGAAUCAUGUCUUCUGUAACAGAUUUCAAUAAAGUUGGACCAACUUA